AUGUUAUUGAAAAUAUCUAAAAAGAAGAAGAAGUCAAGUCCCAUUAAUGAUGCAAAGCAAGAAAUUGAUGAGUUUCAUGCUGAUAUUAUUGCUAGAAUACCAAAGGCAUAUUACUUUAAGGGAAUGGCAGACUACCAGCAUGUUGUUCCAGUUCAUGCUGAUAUAGGCAAGAGGAAAAGGAAGAAUUGUAGUGAGAUAGAGGAACCACAUUUUCAAACAAAAUCUGGUCUAAUGGAUUUGGGUCCAAAGGAUGUGAUGAUGCUUUUGCCUCCAUUUUUUUCAGUGCUUGAUGUGAGUAGGUGCUUGCUAGUGAAGAACAGAUUUCUUAGUUCUCAAACAAAUAGGAGCAGAGAUUUCCUACACUUCAAGCCUGAAAUUGUGGAUGGAAUUCUUUCCAAGGUGCUUUCUGGGGUUGGUUCCAUUAUUGGUGUUAUGGACAUAGGUAUAUGGCCAGAGUCAAAAAGCUUCAGAGAUGAGGGUAUGGCAGAGAUGCCAUCUCGUUGA
Molecule: messenger RNA, 504 nt
Organism: Dovyalis caffra
Lineage: Eukaryota; Viridiplantae; Streptophyta; Magnoliopsida; Malpighiales; Salicaceae
Source: the annotation of a GenBank genome assembly